This is a messenger RNA of Leptopilina heterotoma, 2129 nucleotides long. Its product is annotated as mitochondrial uncoupling protein 2-like. Gene Ontology annotation, molecular function: oxidative phosphorylation uncoupler activity. Bases 549 to 1490 code for a protein of 313 amino acids. Lineage: Eukaryota; Metazoa; Arthropoda; Insecta; Hymenoptera; Figitidae. Gene Ontology annotation, biological process: mitochondrial transport; adaptive thermogenesis; mitochondrial transmembrane transport. Gene Ontology annotation, cellular component: mitochondrial membrane. The record is from RefSeq and is a predicted model, not a curated record. The transcript is spliced from 6 exons.
UUCCCUAUAUUAUUACCCUAAAAGUGUGACGUUCUAAAACGUCAUUGGCUGAACAGAACCAACCUUCGACCAUUUCUAUCUGGGUGCGUUAACACGAGAGACCGGUAGAGGCAAUAGUGAGAUUACAGUUGUGUUGUUACUCACCUCCUGAACACUUGAAGAAUAGUAUGAUUAAGGAAAUUCAUCAAGAGAAAGAUAAAGACGAAUGCCUGCGGGCAGGAGGGCUCUAUGUUUUCCCUGAUCAUUUCAGAGAAAAUAAAUUUUAAUAACUUCAUGUUUCUAUGAAGUUGGAAAAAUUUGUCCUUAUAUCCAAAGGGACUUUGUAAAUAGUGUAUAAAUUUUUUUUUGUUGAAAUUCUUGUCUAUAUAUAAAUUAUUUGUGAAUUUUUGGAGGAGAAAAAAAAUUCACUUCUACAGAAGAGGAUAAUUAUAAAUACACUCUUUAAUAUCUCUCCUGAAGAAAUUAAAAAUCGAUUUUAAAUUGAAAUUUACGGACCCAAAAGGAAAAAAAAGAAACCCCCAAGAGAAGAAUACCUUACCGGCAUAAAAAUGAAGAUGGAAGUAAAGGCAGACAAUACACCCCUCGCUGUUAAGCUAUUAACAGCAGGCACUGCUGCUUGCAUUGCUGAUUUGGUAACCUUUCCAUUGGACACUGCAAAAGUCCGUAUGCAGAUCGCUGGCGAAGGACGAGCUGCAAUGCUCAUGGCAUCCCCAGAAGGCUCAGUGAUGGCAAUUCGUACUGCCCAACCAGGUUUACUGCAAACAUUAGCAAACAUCGUUAGACUCGAGGGAGUAAGGAGCUUGUAUGGAGGACUUUCUGCGGGACUCCAAAGACAGAUGUGUUUUGCAAGUGUGAGAUUGGGCCUGUACGACAAUGUCAAGACAUUCUACGCUGGAACAACCGACGGUAAUGUGAAUAUUUUGACAAGAAUAGCGUCUGGAAUAACAACUGGAGCUAUGGCAGUGUUGCUUGCACAACCGACUGAUGUGGUGAAAAUUCGAUUACAAGCGGGAAAUAAUGGAAAGUCUACUGUUCGAUAUAAAUCAACUCUUGCAGCUUACAAGAAUAUUGCUGUUAAAGAAGGUGUCCGAGGACUAUGGAAAGGAACGGCACCCAACGUCUCGAGAAAUGUAAUAGUAAAUGUCGCCGAAAUUGUUUGCUACGACGUGAUAAAGGACUUGAUUUUAAAUAAUGGACUAAUGCGAGACGGUAUUCCUUGUCAUCUUGCUGCAGCGACAGCUGCUGGCCUAUGUACCACAAUUGCAGCGAGUCCAGUAGACGUUGUUAAAACUCGAUACAUGAAUAGUGCACCUGGUGAAUAUAAAAGUGCACUGGACGCCGCGAGUCGUAUGCUUAUCAAUGAGGGUCCACAAGCAUUUUACAAAGGUUUCUUGCCAAGUUUCGCGCGUUUCGUUUCAUGGAACAUCGUUCUUUGGGUGACUUACGAGCAAAUUAAGAUCCAAGCCAAAAAAUUGCAGCAACCUUAUUAAAAAAAAAACUAUUUCUAAGUUCAAAAAGAAAAGACAAAUUCUCUUCUUUGUUUCUUUCAAGUUCUAUUCAUUUUAACAAAUUCGUACAAAAAUUCGUAAUUAUAUUUUAAAACAAAAAUUUUAAAAGUUAACCAGAUUUUAAUUUUUUGAUAGUUAAACAUUUUUUAAAUAUCAGCCUAUUUUGAAUAAAAAUAAAUAUUCUUUUCGACUUUUUUUUUAAAAAUUAAUUGACAUCUUUUUUUAAAAUUAAUUGAUAAAAAUACUUGAAUCGAAUAAUUAUUCUGUUCUUUAUUAUGAUAUUAUUUAGUUUAUUUAGUGAUAGUUUUUUCUAAGGUUGAGCGCAAAACAAUGCAGCAAAACAAUAUUUUCGAAGCACACUAGAUUCGCAGGAUAGAGAAUUCUUCUAGUUUAUUUUUUUUUUAGAAACUGAUUAAUGUUUUUAGUAAUUAGUUUAUCAAACAAGGUACUUUUGUACUGCUAUAUUUUUCCCUUAAGAUUAUUAUCAAAAUAACGUGAAAAUGAUAAAUUUAGUGUAAUUUAUCGCACUUCUUUUCUUACCUAUUAGAUGUAAAUUACAAUAAUAAAUCUAAUUAACUGUAAAAUGUUCGUAAUUUUAAGAAAGUAUUUGAAAAAGUAAUU